Molecule: messenger RNA, 395 nt
Organism: Paramecium pentaurelia
Lineage: Eukaryota; Ciliophora; Oligohymenophorea; Peniculida; Parameciidae
Source: the annotation of a GenBank genome assembly
AUGAUUUAUAUUAUUUUGAUAAUUCUCUUUCUCUUAAUUUCGCUAUUAGUUGUAUAUAUCUUAAAAAGGUAUAGAAGAAGAUAUUAAAUUCCUUAAUCUUAAAUGCCAAUAAAAUUAGAAGAUAAUAAAGAGGAUAAUAAAGAUAAAGUAGAAUUAGAAGUAAUAACAAUUACAAAAGAAAUGUCUAAUAAAACUAAUAGCAAUGAAUAAAAUAAUCAUAGAGAACAUUUAAUUGAUGAAUAAGCUUUUUAAUUUAAUGAAGAUAGUGAUAAUGAAAAAGAUGAAGAAAGAAACUCUUCAGGCAAUUAAUCAUCUGAUCAUAAAUAGAAUCAUGUAUUUUAAUUUCAAGAAGGUGAAUAAAAAUUAGAUGAAUUAAUUGAACCAGAAAAUUGAGU